Messenger RNA from Adineta ricciae, 279 nucleotides. Lineage: Eukaryota; Metazoa; Rotifera; Eurotatoria; Adinetida; Adinetidae. The record is from the annotation of a GenBank genome assembly.
AUGAUUGAUUACAAAGUGACAAAAAACACAAUUGGCGCUGAUCGUUUUGAUUGUACUCAUAUCAAACAUAGUGUUCAACAAGCUGGUGUUUGUAUCCUCCCGCUACCUGAGGCUGUUGCCUAUUGCAAUGUUGAUGCCACGUGUGGUGGCUUUGGUCUCACAACCAACGAGAAUUACCACCAUGCUUUUGAUCUAGCCGACCGAAUGCCAGCUGCCGAACUUUUCAAAGGCACGAAAACUGUGACAAAUGUGGGGUGGGUAUUAUACGUCAAACAAUAA